Molecule: messenger RNA, 4817 nt
Organism: Rhopilema esculentum
Lineage: Eukaryota; Metazoa; Cnidaria; Scyphozoa; Rhizostomeae; Rhizostomatidae
Product: PC3-like endoprotease variant B
Biological process (GO): protein processing
Cellular component (GO): Golgi membrane; trans-Golgi network
Molecular function (GO): serine-type endopeptidase activity
Source: RefSeq, a predicted model, not a curated record
UUUUGCCUUUGGAAAUAAAAUUUUGCCACGAGAAAGAGAGUUUUGCCCCGAGAAAGAGAGUUUUGCCCCGAGAAAGAAAUUUUUGUGAGAAAUAAAGAUUUUGCCGUAAGAAAGCAAGUUUUGCCUUGAGAAGAAAGUUGGACCCUGACACUUGUGGGCCCCUGUAGUGCUUCAGUGAUGUACUUACCAAGCGUGUUUUGAUUUGACUUGUGUUGUUUGAUUUACGGUUGAUAGCGUAUACUCAUUUUUAGUUUUUGUUUUGCUUUUAUUUACGGGCAAUUUGUUGAAGAAUUGGACAAAUUGUGUAUAUUGGUGAAAGCUAGUGUGAAAAAUUCAUAACCGUAAUUAAAUUUUUAAUUAAAACUGUAGGUAGAUUCUGGGAUUAGGCCAGUUAGGCCUUAAACCCAAGCCUAGCGAGACAUUCGAAACUGCAAUCAUUCAGAACCUUCUAUUGAUGAGUAUCACAGUUUGAAGAUACUGGGUCCAUCAAUGGAUGAUAUCGACGAGCAAUGAUAUGCUAUCGCCAUGUAACUAUAGCUUGAGUUUUGUUAUUACAGCAUAUUUUAUUAUACCUUAGUGCUAGCGUUGUGUAGCUUAAAGGUUCCAUAUAAGAAGGCAGGUUAUUAGCAAACAUUCUGUUCACGACCCUUGCAACUUUCACCGCAAGAAAUCCUGCUUUAACAAAUUUAAUCCACAGUAGUUAUAGCUUGGAUCUGCCGGCUGACAACUCUGGUGAAUCACGUAGGAUCAUUGACCCAAGGGGUAUUUAGUUUAUUGUAAAAUGCUGUUCUUCUAUCCCCAGAAAAGUUUCUUGGUAUAAACUGCAUCGUUAAAACCUAAAGCUACAUAUAUGUGACUUAUGCUUGCGUAUGUUGUUGGCUUGAAAAUUUGAACACAAAUAGACAACACAGAGUUUGCAAAAUUCCAAAUGACGCGUUAGCUCCUCUUUUUCCCCUUAUAUUACUCUGUCGUAUUGUCCCUUUAAGAAACGUCUCUGCCCAUAAUCUCUUUUCCAACAUUCCAGUAACUGUCUUAAUCAUCCGCCUCGCAAUGAAUUUUCGCAUAUCUUCUUGUUCAUUCAAAAACAAGUCAACUGUGUCAAGUCUUGAAUAGCAUGUGCUCUCAGGGUUCGCUCAAAAAUAAUUUGCCACCUGCUCUUGCAUGCACCAUUUCUUGACAUCAUUCGCUCCAGUAAUUCUUAGCGCCGGAAUGCAACUAUCAAAAAUAUGAUAACAACAAAAUUUAAGGCCUUUAAAAAGCAUUGCAAAAUUAUGUAGUUAUUAUUGUUAAUAGCAGUAUGGGUUGUAAAAUUUUAGCUAGGUCGUAUUUUCUUUUUUGCUGUGCUUCAACUUUGUUAUUUUGUAAUGGAGUGCCACACGGAAAAGGCGAAAAAUCUACAGCUACUGAUGAUAACUUAUCGAGGUUCUCAGCGCCGCAAUUGACGAAAGCCGACAAGAGGCAUUUAGCAAAAUUAGAAGAUGCAUUGACCAGCAAGAAAGGACGACUCAUAUUCACGAAUUCGUGGGCAGUUCAGUUGAAUCCAGAACAAGUUGCUUUAGCCGAUCAAAUAGCCAAGAGGAAUGGAUUUCACAAUAUGGGACAGAUUGGCGAUUUAGAAGAUUUUUAUCAUUUCAAACACCAUGGAGCUAAAAAGAAGUCAAAAAGAUCCGCCGAGGACAAGACAGAAUCUCUUCUUGCAGAAGAGAACGUCGUUUGGGCUGAACAACAGCACUUGCUCGAUAGGCGAAGAAAAGAUGGAAUCCCUACAGAUCCAAAAUUCAAACUGCAGUGGUAUCUUAGAAAUAACGGACAGUCCACGGGACCCGCUGGAGUUGAUCUUAAUGUUUUGGGUGCAUGGCAACAGGGCUACAAUGGUAAAGGAGUUGUUGUCAGUGUCCUUGAUGACGGGGUCGACCACAACCAUCCAGACCUUCGUGACAAUUAUGACCAAAAAGCAAGCUACGAUUUCAACGACAUGGAUGCUGACCCGAAACCAAGAGAUUCUGAUCCUGACAAUUGCCAUGGUACCAGAUGCGCCGGUGAAAUUGCUGCUGUUGCUAAUAACAGCGUGUGUGGUGUUGGUGUCGCUUAUGCUGCAAGUAUCGGGGGGGUAAGGAUGCUUGAUGGGCAGGCAACAGACAUCCUUGAGGGCAGCUCUCUCAGUUUCCAGUCGGACUAUAUCGAUAUCUACAGCAACUGCUGGGGACCAAAAGAUGACGGAAAAACUUUCGGAAAACCAGGGAAAUUGGCACAAGAGGCAUUAAUGCAAGGAGCCCUGAAGGGCAGGGAUGGCAAAGGCAACGUGUACGUAUGGGCAACAGGGAAUGGCGGCUUAACUGACGAUGACUGCAACUGUGAUGGUUACACUACCAGCAUCUACACAAUUUCAAUCGGAUGCAUCAGUGACCAUGGACUAUCAGCAUACUAUACUGAGCUUUGCUCCUCCACACUGGCAGUCACAUUUAACGGUGGAUCGCAUCGUGAAAAGGAAGAGAAUAAGAUUAUCACAACUGAUUUGAAAAACAAGUGCACCGAAGAAUUCAAGGGGACAUCUUCUGCUGCUCCACUUGCUGCCGGUGCGAUUGCUCUUGUUUUACAAGCAAACCCCAACUUGACAUGGCGUGAUGUACAGCAUAUCAUUGUGAACGCAGCACAAGUGACGAGUCCUGUUGAUGAAGGGUGGGUGAGCAAUGGAGCUGGCUUCCAUUUCAACCACAAAUUCGGAUUUGGUAGACUGGACGCUAGUAGAAUGGUUAACUUGGCAAAAAGCUGGAAAAAUGUUCCAAAGCAAAGGAAAUGCCAGGGUCCGUCAAGCAGCUCUCCACAGGAAAUUCCAGCUGGUGGGACCCUUUCAAUCACCAUUGAUACGAUAGCCUGCGAGGGCACUGAUAACGAGAUCACAAAGUUGGAACACGUGACUUUAACAGUGUCCUUCCAACAUAGAAGACGUGGAGAUGUGAGCAUCGAUUUGUUUUCACCAAUGGGAACACGAAACGAGAUGCUCUCAACUCGACGAUAUGAUGAUAGUGAUAAAGGGUUACACGAUUGGACGUUCAUGACAGUUCACUGUUGGGGUGAAAAUCCCAAGGGUGUUUGGACAUUGAAUGUAACAGAUAACAUCCCAGCGCUGACGCAAAAAGGUUUCAACCUUAAUGGUUAUUUGCAGCAUGACACUAGCCGUCAAGAGCCAGAUGUAGAGGACCUUGAGGAGGAGGUGAUAGACGACGAGAAGAAGAUGAAAGAAAUAGAAUCGAAGAGGAAAGGGAAGAAGCCGCCAACCAAUGUACCCUACCCUGAGGGAGUUAGGAGGAGGAACAGGGUGCAGAUGUUGGAUCCAGAUUCAUUUGUGAAUGAUUUAGAGGAAGACAAAAGAUUGCUCUCCUCAGAAGACCUUAUUGCAGACACAUUUAAAGAAAAUGAGCGGCGUACUGUAGUUACUGGAGGCAAAGAUGACGAACUUCUAUUUGACAAGUUGCAUGCCUACGACAAAAGCCCCGAAUUGCUUGAAUCUUUCGAGAGACUUGUUGGUGUGGGUGAUUCGCCAGAGAUGCAUGGCUUGAACACUGAUGGAUCGCAAAGUUCCGAGGUGUUCGGAUAUGAUAGAAAUAUAGGGAAUAUUGAAACCAAUAUGCAACAGGAAAAUGUUAAGAGAAUGGGCUUAUCAUACCAAGACCCAAGGGUACAGGUCCAACAAGAAGAAACCGGAUCACAACGUGUCCAAGUUAGCAAUGGAUACCAAGAACCAUUUAUACCGGGCUUAAACCCAUCAACUAAUAGAGUCAGCUCCGGACAAUUCUUAGAGUGGUCUUUAACAUUUUUCGGAACCGGACCUGAUGAGGAAUGAAAUUGAUAGUAUUGCUAACGUUUAUCUUAAUGGGAAAAAACCCAACUAGAUUUCGUUACUUCCGUUUUUAGCCCCUUUGAUUGUUCCAACGUCAUAUUUUACCAUUUCCUCUAGACGAGUAAUAUUCAGGAAAGCAGCUUCAUAAUAUGUCACUUCGACAAAUUGGUUAUAGUAGUAAAAAAGACAGUGUCUCUAUUUCUUAUAACCAUAUCUGUAACGCAAACCAAACUUUUGCAUCUUAUCAGAAAGCAAUCAAAAUAGAUCCGGAUUAAAAUAACAUAUUAGACUAACCUCCCCAGCUCCCUCCGAAUUCCAACUUCUCUUACUGUUUUAGUUUAUUUUAGAAUUUUUCUAAGCCAGUAUUUACAUUCAGGGGGAUACCCAUCAAACUGUUCGUUGUAGAUAUUGUCCCAAAGUGACUUUUAGCCCGAUAUUCUGAUUUCGUUUAUAAAAGCAUUUAUAGAAGAUGAUCUCUAGGCCAAGGUACGUAGACUGCUGGUUUUAAGUAACCCAUAGCACUUGUAGAACAUAUAAAAGCUAUUUAUCCAAGAUAUUAUAUUCACAAAAGUUAGAAUAAUGAUCAUUUUGUAAUUUUUUUAAGUUACUUGCUCAAUGUAUAUACAAAUGAAUGAAAUACAAUGUUGCGGAUCUAAUCUCUGUUUCUGGAAACCUACUAUUCAUCUUUUGAAGUCUUUAAGUGUUUAUAGGUCCAACACGGAAUUAUGCAACGGCUGAAGAGUUUUUCGUGUUGAAGUCAUGUUAGCUCUCUGCUAUCUGUUGAAGCAUGGUAGGGGCCCUGAACAUUAAGGCAGCAUGUUGAAGCAUGGUAGGGGCCCUGAAAACGUAGAGCAGGAUAUGGCAAGGGUAAAGCAAACGUUAGGUGUUUAAGAAAGAAAACAGGAUCGCGAUAAUGCUUGCCAAAUAAUAGGUAAGAGGUGAAGGAGAAGGGACAUAGGAAAACAGAAGAAGAGAA